AAGAACCAGCAGCUGUUUAGUCUCCUUCUGUGACCAAAGGUGUGCUGAACAGUGCAAACUUUUGCCAUGGCGACCUUUGAUGACCUCCUGGAAGAGGCUGGGAAUUUCGGCCGCUGUCAGAAGCGUAUCUUUGCCCUGCUCUGUCUGUUGUCGAUACCUUAUUCAGGUGUGUACGUCGGGACCGUUUUUCAGAGUUUCACCCCGGAUCACUGGUGUCGGGACUCUGCGGUGGUGGAGAGGAGGCAGGCGUGCAGCUGGAGCCUGGCGUUGAGCCGCAGGCUGACGGUGCCUGUGGUCAACGUCUCCGGAGUGCUGCAGCAGAGCAGCUGUGAGCAGUACGACGUGGACUGGAACACCACGACGCUCAGCUGUGACACACAGGAACUGAACCUCAGUGAGGUCCCACUUACAGCGUGCAAGGAUGGCUGGGAGUAUCAGUAUGAAGGCAGGAAGUCCUUUGCCACAGAGUUUAACCUGGUGUGUUCAGAUGGAUGGUUUGUGGACAUGUACCAGUCCACUCUCAAUUUGGGCUUCCUUGGUAGCAGCUUUGCUUUUGGUUUCUUUGCUGACAGGUUUGGCAGGAAGAUCAGUUUCCUGGUGUCCAACAUACUGAAUGCGAUCUCAGGGAUUGCUCUGGCUGUGGCUCCAAAUUACAUCUCCAUCCUGGUCUUGAGGUGCAUCUUUGGCUUCGGAGUCAAAGGAGGCUGGAUGUCCUCAUAUGUGCUGCUCACAGAGAUUGUUGGAGUGGAGUACAGACAGACUGUGGGCAUUUUGUACCAGAUGUUCUUCAGCGUUGGUGUCCUCAUCCUCCCUCUGCUCGCCUACUUCAUCACGGACUGGCGCUGGCUGCAGUUCGUCAUCACUGCGCCCUUCAUCUUCUUCUUGUCCUACUACUGGUUUAUCCCAGAGUCUCCGAGGUGGCUUAUCUCUCAGAACAAGUCUGCGAAAGCUUUAGAGAUCACCGAAGCUAUGGCUAAGGAGAACAAGAGGAAGCUCAAGAACUCUGGGACUCUGACUGAUGAGGAGGGUGGUUCCUCUUCUGCCUCUUUGCUGGACCUGUUCAGAACUCCAAAUAUGAGAAAACACACUUUUAUUCUCAUGUUCAACUGGUUCACCAGUGCUGUGGUUUAUCAAGGCCUCAUUAUGCGAGUGGGGAUCACGGGAGGUAACAUCUACGUCGACUUUGUCAUUGCUGGCCUGGUGGAGUUCCCUGCUGCCUUCCUCAUCCUCCUCACUAUUGAACGCAUCGGCAGACGUAUUCCCUUCGCCUCCGCCAACAUUGUAGCCGGAGUCUCCUGCUUGAUCACCGCCUUCAUCCCUGACAGUAUGUUCUGGUUUAAGACCGUGUUGGCCUGCAUCGGUCGGUUGGGCAUCACCAUGACCUUUGAGAUGGUGGUGUUCGUUAACACUGAGCUCUACCCCACAUAUGUCAGGAACCUGGGUGUGUCCGUUUGUUCCACUCUGUGUGAUAUUGGAGGCAUGGUAGCUCCCUUCCUGCUCUACAGACUGGCUGCCAUCUGGCUGGAGCUGCCACUCAUUGUCUUCGGUGUGGUCGCGCUCGUAGCUGGAGGUUUAGUGUUGUUGCUUCCUGAAACCCGAGGAGUUCCUCUCCCUGAGACCAUUGACGAUAUUGAGUUUCCUGAUAGGAAAACGGAGGAUGUAGUGGAGAACCACCAACUGAAGACACUUUUAAAGUCAGACCUGACAAACAAGGAAACAACAACUGUGUGACUGUCUUUGUGUGCAUGCAUGUGUGUGUGUAGACUUAUUCACUGUGAUACAACACGUUGCUAAAAACAAAAACAAGUUUUUAUACAUUUUCUAUAAAGCAAGA
Molecule: messenger RNA, 1834 nt
Organism: Perca flavescens (yellow perch)
Lineage: Eukaryota; Metazoa; Chordata; Actinopteri; Perciformes; Percidae
Product: solute carrier family 22 member 2
Exons: 13
Coding region: 67-1731 (554 amino acids)
Biological process (GO): transmembrane transport
Cellular component (GO): membrane
Molecular function (GO): transmembrane transporter activity
Source: RefSeq, a predicted model, not a curated record